ACUAUUGUAAAUAGGUAUGAGGAUCCUUCUCGAUCAUUUCUUUUUAGGUUUGGUCUCAAUUCUCUUCUUUCGAAGCUUACAGGAGAAAGGAUUCAGAAGCUGCUCUCUAAGUUGAAAUUCACUCCGCUCAAGGUCACAAUCCCGAAGAUGAAAAUUGAGACCGACUUCAAUCUCAAAGAAGCGCUAAUGGCGAUGGGAGUGACGCAGAUGUUUUCUGGCAACGCUGAUUUGACUGGAAUAUCCAAGGCGCCUCCGCUCCACAUUUCGGACGCUGCUCACAGAGCUAUGAUCGAGGUGGAUGAAGGAGGAACAACCGCGGCGGCCGCUACAGCUAUCGUGGUGAGGACGAUGUCAGGUUUCGUGGAGCGACCGGUGGAAUUUCAAGCUGAUCAUCCAUUUUUGUUCAUCCUAACGAAAGAUAACAAUCCUUUGUUCAUGGGUCAAUUCGUGUGA
Molecule: messenger RNA, 453 nt
Organism: Cooperia oncophora
Lineage: Eukaryota; Metazoa; Nematoda; Chromadorea; Rhabditida; Trichostrongylidae
Source: the annotation of a GenBank genome assembly